AUGUCAUGUCGUAUGAGAAGUGAAAGUGACGAUCGCAAUUUCUUGUGGCGCUUGAUCUACUGGGCGCGCAAGCGUCGUGACGAGUUCGGUGGCAUGUCCGGCGUAGGAUUCGGAAGGAUCGACGUGACGAGUACAAACCUGGGCAGCCUGCUCACAUUGGCUGCUGAGCACAUGAAUAUCGGAAAUGCUGCUGUGGUUAUUCCCGAGGUGUACACGAGGUGA
Messenger RNA from Parastagonospora nodorum SN15, 222 nucleotides. RefSeq lists its product as hypothetical. Lineage: Eukaryota; Fungi; Ascomycota; Dothideomycetes; Pleosporales; Phaeosphaeriaceae. The record is from RefSeq and is a predicted model, not a curated record. The transcript is spliced from 2 exons. The coding region runs from base 1 to 222 and encodes 73 amino acids.